AUGGAUCAACAAAUUGAGAGGCAGAAGCGUAGCAAGGAGAUGAAGAGGAAGAGUAGUAGGGUGAAGAAAAGUAACAAGAUAGUAGUGACAUGUUAUCGCUGCCCCUGUCGUGCAGCAUCAUGCAUGUUCCGAGGUAUUGGGAGGUGCAUGUUUGUCUCAUGUUACCCUGUUGUGCGGUGCUUGGGUUUGGAUGAACAUAGACAUCGCCACCAUCACCACCAUGGCAAGCACUUUGAUUGUUCAGCCAUCUUUGGCAACAUGAAAAGUCUGCAAUCUGCAUAA
Sphenostylis stenocarpa is the source of this 282-nucleotide messenger RNA. The record is from the annotation of a GenBank genome assembly. Lineage: Eukaryota; Viridiplantae; Streptophyta; Magnoliopsida; Fabales; Fabaceae.